AUGGCCCAGGCAGCCUCCCUGGCACAGCUCCAAGCAGAAGCCAGCUGCCCCAUCUGCCUGGAUUACCUGCGAGACCCAGUGACCACUGACUGUGGGCACAACUUCUGUCACUCGUGCCUCCUCCAGCGCUGGGAGGGUCUGCAGGGCGACUUCCCCUGUCCUGUGUGCCUCCAGCACUGCCCUGACAGGAGCCUCAGGAGGAACACCCAGCUCUGUCACAUGGUUGAUGUUGUGAAGCAACUUCCCAACACGGAAGGUGAGGGGAAGCAGCAGGAAGAGAAACCACUAUGUGAGAAGCACCAUCAGGUUCUCAGCCUGUUUUGUGAGGAGGACCUGGAGCUGCUGUGUCCCCAGUGCCAGGUCUCCUGUGACCACCAGGAUCACCACCUGGUGCCCAUGGAACAGGCUGCAGCCUGUCAUAGGAAGAGGCUCAAAGGCUCCAUUGAGCACCUUACAAAGCAGUUUAAGGAGGCCAAUAAGGCAUUAGAAAUGCAAGUCUCAAAAUCAUUUGAAUUGGUGAGGAAGGUGGAGAAUCAAAGGAGGGAUUUGCACUCAGAAGUUGAAUACAUUAAACAUUUCUUGGGAAUAGAGCAUGAUGAAAUUUGUGUUAGGUUACUGAAGGAAGAGAAGAGGGUUCAAGAUAAAAUAAUUGGAACAAACCACAAAAUAUCAGGCCAUGAAUCCAGAUUGAAAAUUCUGCUUAGAAAAAUAACUGAUAAGUGUGCACAACCUGAUGUGGAUUUACUGAUGGGCAUUGAAAAGAUCCAUAGCACAUUUGAAAACCUGGAGAGCCCAGCAGGCUUUUCCUAUGAAUUAAACAAGGAGAUUUUCACUCUCCCCCCACAAUAUUUUGGCCUGCACAAAAUGAUCAGUACAUUUCAGGAAUAUCUGACACUUGAUGCUGAAACUGCUCACGGCAGUCUCAUCCUUUCACAAGAUGGGAAAACAGCAACAUUUCAAAGCUUGGAACCCAACCAUGUUCAUAAUCCCAAGGCCUUUACUUCUCACCCAGCUGUCUUGGGUUCUGAGGGAUUUGAUGCUGGCAGGCAUUUUUGGCAGGUUGAAGGAAGAGGCCUGGGUGAAUUGUCCUUAGGUGUGUGUAAAGAAUCUUUCCCCAGAAAUGUUCCUAUACCACCAACCCCAGACAAUGGCUGCUGGAAAAUUCAGGUCUGGGCCACUACACCUGACACAGGGGUUUCAGGCAACUCCUGUCACAUUGGUGUUUUUCUGGACUAUGAGUUGGGAGAAGUUUCUUUUUACAACUUGUAUGAUAGAUCUAAUUUAUAUACAUUCAGUGCCAUUUUUACAGGAAAACUUAUGCCCUACUUCUCUGUUAGACCUUUUUCCACAUCAUUUAAACUAAGAAUAGUUGAAGAUGAGGUCUGA
Sus scrofa (pig) is the source of this 1386-nucleotide messenger RNA. Its product is annotated as tripartite motif-containing protein 75-like. Lineage: Eukaryota; Metazoa; Chordata; Mammalia; Artiodactyla; Suidae. The record is from RefSeq and is a predicted model, not a curated record. Gene Ontology annotation, molecular function: zinc ion binding; protein binding.